Messenger RNA from Condylura cristata (star-nosed mole), 4251 nucleotides. It is a transcript of the gene DPY19L4, whose product is annotated as dpy-19-like 4 (C. elegans). Gene Ontology annotation, cellular component: nuclear inner membrane. Lineage: Eukaryota; Metazoa; Chordata; Mammalia; Eulipotyphla; Talpidae. The coding region runs from base 181 to 2355 and encodes 724 amino acids. Gene Ontology annotation, molecular function: mannosyltransferase activity. The record is from RefSeq and is a predicted model, not a curated record. The transcript has 19 exons.
AUCUGGUUCCAGGGCAGCCAGAGGGGACACGGUUGGCGGCGACACCGCAGGGGGGCGGGUCAGGAAGUGGGGGCGCGGCGGCCGGGAGCGGGCCUGGGGCGGCCGAGGGGUUCGGAGACGCGGAGGGCGGGCGACUGCGGGCCUCGCGGGAGCCGGAGGGGCGCCCCGGCCUCCGCGGAGAUGAUGGCGGAAGAAGAAGGACCAGCUGUAGAACUGCGCCAAAGGAAAAAGCCAAAGUCUUCAGAAAAUAAAGAAUCUGCCAAAGAAAAGAAAAUCAAUGUUACUUCAAUUCCUGAAAGAGCUCCAAGAUAUGUGUUAUUUCAGCGUUUUGCAAAGAUUUUCAUUGGCUGUCUUGCAGCAGUUACUAGUGGAAUGAUGUAUGCUCUCUACUUAUCAGCAUAUCAUGAACGGAAAUUCUGGUUUUCCAACAGGCAGGAACUUGAACGGGAAAUCACAUUUCAGGGUGACAGUGCCAUUUAUUACUCUUAUUAUAAAGAUAUGUUAAAGGCACCUUCAUUUGAAAGAGGUGUUUAUGAUUUGACACACAAUAAUAAAACCAUAUCUCUGAAAACUAUCAAUGCAGUGCAGCAAAUGUCUCUGUAUCCAGAACUUAUUGCAAGCAUCUUAUAUCAAGCAACUGGUAGCAAUGAGGUUAUUGAGCCAGUAUAUUUCUAUAUUGGCAUUGUUUUUGGAUUGCAAGGAAUAUAUGUUACUGCUUUAUUUGUUACAAGUUGGCUUAUGAGUGGAACCUGGCUAGCAGGAAUGCUUACUGUUGCAUGGUUCAUUAUAAACAGGGUAGAUACAACAAGAAUUGAAUACUCCAUUCCUUUAAGAGAAAACUGGGCACUGCCAUAUUUUGCAUGCCAAGUUGCUGCACUUACAGGAUAUUUAAAAAGCAACUUGAAUACUUAUGGAGAGAGGUUUUGCUACUUAUUGAUGAGUGCUUCAACUUACACAUUUAUGAUGAUAUGGGAGUACAGCCACUAUCUCUUGUUUCUCCAAGCAAUAUCUCUGUUCUUACUGGAUAGUUUUUUACUGGAACAAAGUGACAAGGUUCAUGAAGUUUAUAAAAUCUAUAUAUUUUCUAUCUUUCUGGGAUAUUUACUGCAGUUUGAGAAUUCAUCUUUAUUGGUGUCUCCUUUGUUAAGUUUAGUAGUAGCCUUAAUGUUUGUUAAGUGCCUUCAGCUGAAUGUGAAGAAAGGAACUUUUGUAGCUAAAAUAAUGGAAGUGAUUAAUUUUUAUCUGGUGUGUACUCUGACAGUGACAUUGAAUAUUAUAAUGAAGAUGUUUGUCCCACACCAAGAAAAUGGGCAUAUGCUGAAGUUCCUUGAAGUAAAAUUUGGACUAAAUAUGACUAAGAAUUUUACAAUGAAUUGGCUCCUUUGUCAAGAAUCCCUGCAGGCACCAUCUCAAGAUUUUUUUUUGAGAUUGACACAAUCUUCUUUAUUACCUUUCUAUAUUUUAGUGUUAUUUAUUUGUUUAUUUUCUAUGAUGCAAGUUGUUUUUAGGAGGAUUAAUGGUAAAUCGCCGAAAGAAACUGUUACUCUUGAAGAUGGACGAAUCGGAGAAAGGCCAGAAAUAAUUUUUCAUGUGAUUCACACUAUUUUGUUUGGUUCUCUUGCAAUGAUUAUGGAAGGCUUGAAAUAUCUAUGGACUCCUUAUGUGUGCAUGUUAGCAGCAUUUGGUGUAUGCUCUCCCGAACUUUGGAUGACGCUUUUCAAGUGGCUUCGGUUGCGAACUAUACACCCGGUAUUGUUGGCACUUAUUCUGAGCAUGGCUGUACCAACUAUAAUAGGUCUCAGCUUAUGGAAAGAGUUUUUUCCAAGAUUAAUGACAGAAUUAACGGAACUACAAGAAUUUUAUGAUCCAGAUACAGUGGAACUUAUGACAUGGAUAAAACGGCAAGCUCCAGUUGCAGCUGUGUUUGCAGGGAGCCCACAGUUAAUGGGUGCAAUUAAAUUAUGCACUGGAUGGAUGGUGACAAGCCUGCCUCUUUACAAUGAUGAUGAUCUUCUCAAGAGAAAUGAAAAUAUCUAUCAAAUCUAUUCCAAGCGGUCUGCUGAAGAUAUUUAUAAAAUACUGACAUCCUACAAGGCUAAUUACUUAAUUGUAGAGGAUUCUAUCUGCAAUGAAGUGGGAACCAUGAGAGGCUGCAGGGUUAAAGAUUUAUUAGAUGUUGCAAAUGGCCAUAUGGUUUGUGAAGAAGGUGACAAGUUAACCUACUCAAAAUAUGGGCGAUUUUGUCAUGAGGUCAAAAUUAACUAUUCCCCAUAUGUGAAUUACUUCACUAGAGUAUACUGGAACAGAUCCUAUUUUGUAUAUAAAAUCAACACUGUGAUAUCCUUUCAGUCUUGAAAAUUAGCAGAGCCUUCAUUUCAAAGACUUACAUCAACUGAAGGAAAAUUCUUUUCUUCCACCUACAUGGUAUCUUUUGGAAAUCAGAAUAUGGACAUUUAAAGUGUUGCUGCUGCUUUUCCCCUCCUACUGUUAACUGAAUCCAGAAGUUCUGUGGGGAAAUAGAAGAUCAAGCAUCACUGACCUCUGGUAAUAAGUCAGAACUAGCACUUUGCAAUAUUAUAGCCUGAUGUUUUCCUUGUUGCUACAUGGUGUUUAAAGGUUUUAUCAUCUAAACUGUUGCAAAUUUUUCCUCAUAAAUUUUCCUUCUAUAAUAACAUUGAUCCUGAAUUUGAAUAUGUUCAAGGUCAUAUUAUAUCUCUCAAAUAUAACAUUUAAUAAAUACUUACUGUGAUAUAAUUAAAAGAAUAGAAGGAAAGACUUCUUAUACUUAAGGCAGUUUCUGAAAGGUUUUCAUGAUUUAUAGAAGUGAAUAAUUGCAAUAGAGAACUAAUUUAAAUGUUGUACGAAAAUGUAUGGCAUUUAAAUUAAAAUAGAAAUUAUGUAAAGAAAGUGAUUUUUAAGGAUAUAUGUAUAAAGAUAUGGAUUUUCCAUGAUACUGUUUUCAUCAUCUGCUGCUUAUGUAAAAAUGAGCACUUUGUCAGUAAUAUGUAGUGCAUGAUACUGCAUUUUAUUAUUUUAUGACUCAAUUAAAUGGUUAGCUUUUUUUACUUACACCCAUAAAUUGGAUGCUACUUAAUCAUGAUAAAACAAUAAUUUUUGUGACCUAUAUAUAUUUUUAAAAUAGACAUUUAAAAGAAGGUUCAGUUUUUUAAGAAAUAUGGAAUGGAGUAUAUAAUCUAUUCACAUGUUUUUUACUGAAGUAUUAAGUAAAAAUUAAAUUUCUUUCAGAAUAAAAAUAUAUACACUAAAACGAUCAAGAAUUUCUGAAGAUAAUGCACAGAUGCUUUUAAACAUACCUCUGCCACAGAUGUGUUUACUAUAAAACACAAGUGCUUUUAUUUAUGAAACUGUGACAGUUGUCAAUAUUAAUAAUUAUAUCACAAUUAUAAUAAAGUUCACAUCACAGUUUCACAGCCUAAAUGUUAUGUUCCUUUAAGUUAAACAUUUUUUAUAUUUUAAAUCAUUAAUUAAAAUCCUAAAUGGUUAAUUUGGACUUUUUGAAAGAGAUUCAGAAAGGGAAUAGAAGGAGGGGGGAUCUUUUUUGUUAUUUUUGGGCUUUUAAGCAUUGGAACCAAAGGCCAAAUAAUAAACAGCCAUUACUUUUAAGAAAUAAAGAUUGCAGGUAGAUGUACCAUUUUAAUACUAAAGGAUAUAUGUUUUGUUUUAUCUUGCCUAUCUGUUUAGUGAACAUAUUUUCUAGAUUUUCAUUUGUUUAGAGCUUUAUAAAUUAUAGUUUCAGUACUCUAAACUAUUACAUGAGGAAUAAAUAUCUUUCCACUGUCUUUAUGUGUGUAUAUAUGUGUAUAUAUAUAUUUAAAGUACAAAAGCACAUGUAUCCUUAGACUAACUCUAGGGUGCUCUGCUCUUUUGGAGCUGAAGAAUUGUUUGAUGACAGUCAUCUAUCUGGUACAUUUGUCUUAUUGGUUCUCAUUUCAUGCUUUUAUAUAUAUUUUCUAACAAGAUAGCUGACGGCAAGAUUUUCAGGUUCUCAGUACAUCUCAUCUUAUUAGUACUUAGCUUCAGGCCUUAAUGACUAAAGUUACCUAAGAUAUAGUACAUAGUAGUACUUGUGAUGAGAGCACAAAAAACAAUGUCAUUUAAAGUCAGCUUGCAUAUUUUGGAAGGGAGCUAUACUUUCCCUACUUAUGUAGCAUGAAAUAUUUGUUUACUUAUGGUGAUCAAUUUGUUUUGCUAAAUCAGUUUUUAUUGUUGUGAGGGUUUUUUUUUUUUCUA